Messenger RNA from Lactuca sativa (garden lettuce), 1314 nucleotides. NCBI's taxonomy places the organism in Eukaryota, Viridiplantae, Streptophyta, Magnoliopsida, Asterales, Asteraceae. The record is from RefSeq and is a predicted model, not a curated record.
AUGGCUAAUAUCGAUGAAGUUGCCAUGGGAAAAUGGAAGAAGAGGAUACGAGACGAUACCGGCCCAGGACUAGUGCAACCCGUGAUUCCCGCGACAGCCACUUUCGAGCUAAAGGGCCACAUACUUGCUCAACUUAAGGAGAUUCCCUUCUAUGGGAAAGAUCAUGAAGACGCUUACAAGCAUUUAGAUGAGGUCAACGAUGUAGCCGAUUACUUCAAUGUUCCGAAUGUGCCUUGUGAAACCGUUUUGCUUUGUAUGCUUCCCGUCACGUUCAAAGGUGCUGUAAAUGAUUGGAUGAAGUCACUCCCUCCCGGAUCCAUCACUACAUGGGCUAAGAUGAAAGAAGAAUUUAUCGAUCAGUUUUGCCCUCCCUCAAAGAUAGCCAAAUUGAAGAAAGCUAUUGCCAACUUUGAACAACAAGUUGGAGAAUGCUUAUAUGAGGCAUGGGAGAGAUACAAAGGCUUACUAAGAAACUGCCCGCAUCAUGAUCUAAAUAGUCAACAAGAAGUAUCCAUUUUCUAUGAUGGAGUGAAUGUGACCACAAGGCAACUUCUUGGUUCGCAAGGACCUCUCACAAAGAAGCCACCCCCAAAAAUCAAAGAGUUAAUUGAAGAAUUCUCUAAGCAUUCUAGAGAAUAUCAUAACCCAAGGAAUAAGCUAAGUCGGGGGGUGGUGAACACUGUUAACGAUAGCAUGGCGGCAAUGAUGGCUAAACUAGAGUGUUUAGAUCGAAGAAUGACUAAGAUGGACCAAUCCAUCCAUGCUAUCCGGGUAGGAUGUGAGAAUUGUAGAGGACCUCACCUCACUAAAGAUUGUGAUUUGGAUGAGAAUGGGAAACGGAAAGCACAAGUUUGCUAUUCAAGCGGUGAUAGAUAUGAUGAUAAUUGGCAGAAACCCAAGAAGGAAUGGCUCCCGUAUGAUGAGUACAAAAAGGCAAAGGAGGAGAAAUACAAGCAAAAAGAAAGGGGUUUCUAUCAAAAGGAGGAACCGGUUAUUGAAAAGAAAGUUGAUUUGGAAGAAAUUUUCACAAGGUUUCUAACUUCAUCCGAGAAGAGGCAUAAUGAUACCGACAUUGAAUUGAAGGAGCAACGAAUAAUGCUUAAAGAUCAUCAAGCUAUGAUGAAAGAUCAACAAAAUUUGCUUAGGAAUCAGCAAGCCUCUAUUCAUAAAAUUGAGAAACAGCUAGGUCAGCUUGCACAACAAAUUAGUCAAAGAACAUCUGGUGAACUUCUUAGUAAUACCGAACAAAAUCCAAGAAUGGCACAUCUAAAUGUAAUAACCACUGAUUCUGAAAAAAAAAUUUCACUCCUCUGA